Sphaeroforma arctica JP610 is the source of this 435-nucleotide messenger RNA. RefSeq lists its product as hypothetical. The record is from RefSeq and is a predicted model, not a curated record. The transcript is spliced from 5 exons. NCBI's taxonomy places the organism in Eukaryota, Ichthyosporea, Ichthyophonida. Bases 1 to 435 code for a protein of 144 amino acids.
AUGUAUGACAACCAUCGAUUGAUUGAUGUGCGAUCUACGGUGACCAUAGUGAACCACCUCACCCGUCCCAUCAAUAUCCGCACAUAUCCAGAGAACACUAAGGCCGUCUACUCAGACCUCUUCAUUGACCCGGGAGCGCAUAGUCCCAUCUGUAUCUGUAUUGCGAAGUGCCCGCCUGUGAUAGGUGCGAAGCGUUUUAUAAUCGAUAUCCAGCCUUCCUCAUUGAGCCUUGGAACGACCUAUGCGGUCCCAAUCACCCAAGCCACAGACCGAUUCCAGGUGCGUGCGCUCAGUUGCCAUGACAACGAGAAGAGCAUGGACCCUGAUACCGACUUCUGCCCAGACUUUGUGCACUGGUCACGCUUUGGAAUGAGUAAGAAGGAACGCACAAGCAGAACAGCGGAGUCGGCUACUGAGGAGAAGAUGAUGGAGUGA